UCAUGGAAACAGCGUUGGACAAACCGGGAGGGAAAGCUGUGAUAUUCAGCUCGAACAACCCACUGUAUGACCUGGACAUGAAGCUGAACAGAGCAGACCACUACGAGUUUGACAUCAGUGACCCAGAGAGAGAGAACAAGAGAGGGGGUAAAGCAUGCUUCAGUGUGGUGAUUGUGUACCUUCUCCUACUGACAGGGCUCACUGUGUUCCUGACUUAUAAAGUGUUUGUACUCCAGGGUGAGCUCCACUCCAUCAGUGCGACCCCUGGGGCCGAGAUGCUGCAGUCCUCUAAUCAGAUCCCUCUGGGGGCGGGGCUGCCCUCAGCGAGGGAUGAGGAGCUCCGCCCCCUUCUUGUAAAUGCCACCCUGGAGACAGCCUCAUUGCGCGGGGGGCUGGGGGCUUUGCAGGAUCGGGUGACUGCCCUGUGUGGCGAGAGUGGGGCACUGGGUGCACUGAGGGCAGAUCUGGGUACAGUCAAUGCUAGCACACACCAGCUACAGAACAGGCUGGACAGUCUCAGCCUCGUGCCAGGUCCUCAAGGGGAACCUGGACCAAUGGGGCAGAAAGGAGAACCUGGUGCGGCAGGAUUCCCUGGUCCCAGGGGUGAGCGAGGUAUCCAAGGCAGCACAGGACUCCAGGGAAAUCCGGGUGUGAAGGGGGAGAAGGGAAGCCCGGGUGAGGCUGGGGACACUGGACCGAGUGGCACUGUUGGGCAGAGAGGACCACCGGGUCCACCCGGCCAAUCUGGACCUGCAGGACCAGCUGGAGCACCAGGCCAGAGAGGUCUAAAGGGUGAUCCAGGGGAGCAGGGACCAAGUGGACAACCCGGUCCUCCCGGUGUGAAGGGAGUCUCAGGGACACCAGGGGCCCCAGGACUGAGGGGAUUACCAGGAGAAAAGGGGCAGCAGGGAGUCCGUGGAGAGAAAGGACUUCAAGGAGUACCUGGGGUCCCAGGACAAAAGGGCUCUAAGGGAGACACCGGGUCUUCCGGACCGCAGGGGCCACCAGGUCCUGCCGGGCCUGCUGGGUCAAAGGGGCAGAAAGGGAUGCAGGGGAGCACAGGCUCUAAUGGACUGCCAGGACCCCCAGGAGUACAGGGACCCCCAGGUGCUAAAGGUGACAGAGGUGUAACAGGUCUGCAAGGGGCAAAGGGACAACAAGGGGACCGAGGCAGUAAAGGAGAGUCAGGAUCUCAAGGACCCUCUGGACUGAGAGGAGAAAAAGGGGACAGAGGUCUCAAGGGUGACCGUGGCUCAUCAGGGUCACCAGGACUUCGAGGUGAAAAGGGCGAAAAAGGAGCCCCUGGUGGGAUAGCGGCGAAUGUCCGGAUUUCCGGUGGAGGAUCCCGGGGGCGGGUGGAGGUCCUCUACCAGGGCUUGUGGGGGACCGUCUGUGACGAUGGCUUUGAUCUCAAUGACGGGACGGUGAUCUGCAAGAUGCUAGGCUACCAGAGAGCCACCAGCUUCUACACCUCUGGAGACGGAAGCGGCAGGAUCUGGCUGGAUGACCUGGGUUGCACAGGCUCAGAGACCAGCAUUUUCAAUUGCCGGCACAACGGCAUGGGAAUCAACAACUGCGGCCAUAAUGAGGAUGUCGGCGUGCAGUGUGCCUGAUGCCUUCGCCUCCGCACCACGGAGGUGUCUCUCUUCCUACUGGAUCAUCGAGCAGUUGUGAUCACCGGGGGGGUGGGGGGUAUUGGGUCAACACAUGGAGAAAUUAUAUUACAGACAAGGUCAACAACAAUAUUAGAUACUUUAAUAAGCAGUUAUAAGAGCAAAACCUUUAAUGUAACAUACAAUGUUUUUUCACCAAAUGAAGCAUAGUGCCAUGUUUUAUGUGAAGUCACAUGGAUCUACUGGAAUUGACUAGCCAGUGUUGAAGACAUGCUACCAAACGUGCUACCGUGUGACAGUCUGCCUAGCUGCAACUAUUGCAAUGUAAUUAAUUCAUUAAUUAAAUCAAAUAUUAACAAACAGUUCCUUAAGUGUACAACUGAUUGAUUCUGACAGCAGUGAAUUUGAUUCAGGGAAUAUUUUUCAUAUCUUCUUUAAUCUCUGUAACUCACAAAUGUUGUGUAAGUACUAAA
Molecule: messenger RNA, 2086 nt
Organism: Megalops cyprinoides (Indo-Pacific tarpon)
Lineage: Eukaryota; Metazoa; Chordata; Actinopteri; Elopiformes; Megalopidae
Gene: marco
Product: macrophage receptor with collagenous structure
Exons: 16
Coding region: 3-1613 (536 amino acids)
Cellular component (GO): membrane
Source: RefSeq, a predicted model, not a curated record